Rhipicephalus microplus (southern cattle tick) is the source of this 670-nucleotide messenger RNA. It is a transcript of the gene mRpL51, whose product is annotated as mitochondrial ribosomal protein L51. Gene Ontology annotation, molecular function: structural constituent of ribosome. Gene Ontology annotation, biological process: translation. The record is from RefSeq and is a predicted model, not a curated record. Gene Ontology annotation, cellular component: mitochondrial large ribosomal subunit. NCBI's taxonomy places the organism in Eukaryota, Metazoa, Arthropoda, Arachnida, Ixodida, Ixodidae.
CACGAGCGGACGCGCACAUGGGAUAAAAACAUGCCCACGUCCGUGUGAAUGGGAGUUAAACGUGAUUAACUAGUUCACCGCAGUUAAAUACUGGGUGCGAUUUUCGUCGGUCAAAAGAAGUGUUACUGAGGCGAAACCAUGAGCACUAUUUUGCACUCGGCCCUGCAACGAUUGGCGGCUCGGAGUCCCAUUCAAAUUUCGGUGCGCUUCUGGGAGCGAAAAAAGUACAUCCGGCGCUAUGGCUAUGAGAACCCCCUGUUGCCCCCUGGUUACCUGCCACGGCUACCGAAGGAAAAAGGAAAGCUCGGGAGCCAGCCUAUCUACACACCUAAGGAUGCCUGGUGCGAACGAAGAGCCCUCUUCGGACAAAACGACUACAUUGACAUCCUGGGCAAUGGCACCUUGAAGCCCAUCCACAUCAUGAGGGGUGUACCUGGCUGGCUGCAAGGUUUCCAGGGCAACGAGUUCCAGAUGCUGCUGCGCAAGAGGGCCGUCGUCAACCACUGGCGCGAGACGCGGCCCACCGACUUUCACAAGCUCCAGAAACGCAUAAGGUGGCUCUACAAGGUGCUCAACCAUAGGACGCGCUCAAAUUGAUUUGCGCUAGUGAAAGCCCUAUACCUUGAACAUUGUAGUUAUGUAAUAAAGCAAGGCUGCACGUUAUUUUGGC